Echinostoma caproni is the source of this 405-nucleotide messenger RNA. NCBI's taxonomy places the organism in Eukaryota, Metazoa, Platyhelminthes, Trematoda, Plagiorchiida, Echinostomatidae. The record is from the annotation of a GenBank genome assembly.
AUGCCAAACAAAACCAAAUCCGAAGAAUCCAAACCUGAACUACCCUCAUCGACCUUUUGGACCCUCGGAAACCUGCUAUCCGACCUUCUGUCCCUACUUUUCCUCCUCGAACAUUUACAUACCCAACCCUCACCCAGCCUGCUCGCACCGAACAAGUUUGUCUUGGGAGAAGAUUUACGGCACUGGGCCGCAGAUGCCCAAGAAUAUAUCGAGUUGUUCCCAGAGGACAACCGGCAGCGUGUUCUGCUUUCCCUGUUGGACGGUGAAGCGAAGGAUAUAGCCCAAGACGUGAUCCGGCCUGGCGACACCAUGGCUGCAAACGCGUUCUUCCGUCUGCGUCAGUAUCUUACGGAUGAUACCGACAGGUUGACGGCUCAAUACAAGUUACAGAAGGCGGUCCAAUAG